UCUGUCCCUGCAUGGGAUAGAAUGAGCAACUGCCUGCUGGAUCUUUCCCUGGCUCUUUAUUUUUCACUUUUUUUUCCCUCUAUGGACAUGGCUCUCACAAAUCUAAAGAUUUCUAGCAUUCAGGAACAGAUGGAUGAGAUGUGCACAUUACCUGCUGGAAGAGCUAAUGGUGUUUACCUGAAACCACUGCAGCAGCUUUAAAAGCAUUUCUCCAAGUUUACUUUUCAAAUUUCUUGGACUGAAUUUUUCUGACUUCAGGCUCAUCUUAGACAGAAGCUACAGGAGGUGUGGACUCUACCUUCUAAUCCACUUUUUUUUUUUCUUUCAUUUGCUCAGCCGUCACUCUGUCUGUCACUGUCAUGAUAUCCCAUUCCCUCUUUCUAGGGUUUCAUAAUGCUUUGGGAUCUCUGCGAGGUCUCUCUCUCAUUCAGAAGUUGGGCUGAAUUUCAUCCCUUCGUUAAAAGGAUAAAGGGCAAUGAAAGCAGCUUCAGGAUGAGUUAGUACUACAUGUUUGUGGAGAGGAUGGGAGCUCAGUCACACAGAACCUGGAAAUAAACUGAGCCUUAGGUGUGAGCUGCGCAACUUUUGUUGUUAGGGUUUGACGUACGAGUUGUAUUUGAAUGUAUUGAUCACAAUCAUGGGAAACGCAGCUGGAAGCGCUGAGAUUUCCCAGGGAAGGGAUCUUAAGGAGACCACGAUAACCAGCCCGGAGUGCGCUGGGCCCCAGAAGCAAACGACGGGACUGAAGCAUCCGAUGCCGCCCAAGAGCGAGCUGGAGGAACGCUUCAACGCUGCACUGGACACGAUGAAUCUUCCUCCAGACAAAGUGCAGAUCCUCUCCCAGUACGACAAUGACAAGAAGUGGGACCUGAUUUGUGAUCAGGAGCGGUUUCAAGUCAAGAAUCCCCCAUCUGCUUAUUUGGAGAAGCUGAAAAGUUGUUUGGAUCACGGAGGAGUCGGUUGGAAGCUUAAGAGACGUGUUCAAGAGCUGACCCAGGUCCUCAGAGAGCUGGAGAUUUCCCUGAGGACCAAUCACAUAGGCUGGGCUCAGGAAUUCCUAAAUGAGGAGAAUCAGGGUUUAAACGUGUUGGUGAAGUAUCUCUCUGCCGCUCAAAGUGCUGUUACGUCAGACACAGAGACGUCCGAAAACGGCGCACUGCCCUCAGAUAAAGGGAAGGCUGCAGACAAGUCGGUGGAAGACGUCGGCAGAAAUCCGAAUGAAUCCCCAACCAGCCACGGCGCGAAGCUCACUAAAGCGUUUACAAUCAACAGGAGAGUGCAGAGGCCGUCGCGUAUCGUGACUCAGAAGGACGACAUUCAUCUCUGCAUCAUGUGUCUACGUGCCAUCAUGAACUACCAGUCAGGGUUCAACCAGGUGAUGGAGCACCCAAGCUGCGUCAACGAGAUCACGCUCAGCCUCAACGACCGGAACCCCAGGACCAAAGCCCUGGUGCUGGAGCUGCUGGCAGCUGUCUGUUUGAUGAGAGGAGGCCAUGACAUCAUCCUGUCCGCCUUUGACAACUUCAAAGAGGUGUGUGGAGAGAAAAGGCGCUUCGAGAAGCUAAUGGAGUAUUUUCAGAAAGAAGAAAGCAACAUUGACUUUAUGGUGGCCUGUAUGCAAUUCAUCAACAUUGUGGUCCACUCGGUGGAAAACCUGAACUUCAGGGUCUACCUUCAGUACGAAUUUACCCAACAUGGCCUGGAUUCCUACUUGGAGCAGUUGAAGUUUACAGAGAGCGACAGGCUGCUGGUCCAGAUCCAAGCCUAUUUGGAUAACGCGUUUGAUGUGGCAGCUUUGCUGGAGGAUGCAGAGACCAAGACCACCCUGCUGGAUCACAUAGAGCAGCUGCAGGAGCUCCACACGCAGCUGAGCUCCAAGUUCCAGGAAACCGAGCUGGGGGCGAUGCAGAAAGUCUCCGAGCUGGAGAAGAAGCUCAUUCACAUCUGCAAAGAGGUGGACCCCUUAAAGCCAGAUCAAGCAGGAGACGGACGUGGAUCCUCUGAUGAGCUGAAGGAGCUGGAGCUGAGGGUUCAGGCUCUGGUGGAGGAGGGCCUCCUUCGAAUGGACCGCGCCCCCUCUGGUGAGCUGGUCCUUCAGGUGGUCCAGCGGGAGUCACAAAGAGACACCGUCAGUGAUCAAAUAGACGGUACUUCCACCUCCCCACAAUCUCCAACCAAGGAACUACCGAAGUUUCAACCUCCUCCUCCGCCGCCGCCGCCUCCUCCCCCACCACCGCCUUCUGGAGGCGCUGUGGCGCAGCAGACAGUGGGGGGCUCGGACAAACAGAAGAAGCCCAUUCAAACCAAAUACCGCAUGCCGCUGUUCAACUGGGACGCUCUGAAAUUAGACCAGGUGGAGGGAACCAUCUUCGGCGAGCUGGACGACCAACACGUCUUGCAGGAGCUGGACAUGGAAGUUUUCGAGGAACAGUUUAAGACCAAAGCUCAGGCCCCUCCGGUGGAUCUGGGCACCCUGAAGAAGAAAAUGGCCAGGAAGACUCCCAGUAGAGUGUCCAUAAUGGAGCCCAACAGGGCCAAAAACCUGGCCAUCACUCUGCGCAAGAAAUGCGUGGCUACAUCAGACAUCUGCAGCGCCAUUGAGACGUACGACCAGCAAGCUUUGAGUCUGGACUUCCUGGAGCUGCUGGAGCGUUUCAUCCCCACGGAGUUCGAGAUGAAGCUCAUCCAAACCUACGAGAGCGAAGGUCGGUCGCUGGACGAGCUCAGCGAAGAGGAUCGCUUCAUGGCGCGCUUCGGCAAGAUCCCGAGGCUUUCCCAGAGGAUCAGCACGCUGACCUUCAUGGGAAACUUCACAGAAAGCAUCCAGAACAUCCAGCCUCAGCUGGACGCCAUUAUCGCAGCCUCAAUGUCUGUCAGAUCGUCCAUGAAGCUGAAGAAAAUCUUGGAGAUCAUUUUGGCGUUUGGAAACUACAUGAACAGCAGCAGGCGAGGGCCGGCGUACGGCUUCCAUCUGCAGAGUUUAGACCUGCUACCGGACACUAAAUCAACAGACCGCAGACAUACGCUGUUGGACUUCAUCGUCAAGAUCAUCCGGGAAAAAUACCCGGACCUGCAGAAUUUCCACACUGAACUGCAAUUCCUGGAAAAGGCAGCGCUCGUAUCCUUCGACAGCAUCCUGAGGAAUCUGAAAGCUCUAGAAAGAGGCAUGGAGCUGACCAGGAGCGAGUUCUCAGCAGAAGAAGAAAACCCUGUCCUGAAAACGUUUCUGGACACCAACGCGCCGCUUCUUGACUCUCUGAAGGCCGAAGAAAAGACUGCCCAGGAUACAUACGAGUCGGUCGUGGAGUACUUUGGAGAAGAUCCCACAAUGACUCUGCCCUCUGAGUUCUUCUCUAUUUUUAUCCGGUUCAUCAAAGCGUACAAGCAAGCUGAGCAGGACAGCAAGGAGACAGAGAAACGACAACGUCCAGCUUGUGACGAUCACUCCGCUCCUCCCAAACCGGAGCCACAGAGGAACACGAUUUCUAUUAUGUGCAGACAACCUCAGAUGGAUCUGAUCGCAGAGCUGAAGAGGAAGCAGGGAUCUCCUCCGGUGAGGGAGGGGAAAGACGGCGCCAUCGAGGACAUCAUCACGGAUUUAAGGAAUCAGCCAUACAGACGGACAGAUGGUUCCCGUCACAGCUCCAGGGGGAGACCGGGCCAACAGCUUCAAGUAUCUUCAGACAUCUCCCUCUGAACUCUGGAGCUAGAAGCAGAAGGCGUUUAACAGUGAAGGAAACGUUUAGUCCUGUUCUCGUAUCAUGGUGGAAACGAAAAAAGAAAUCAGAGCUGCAGCUCUGGAGAGUUCUCUUGAUCCUCACAGUGAAAGUGGCAGCAGAAAUGUUGCCCAUCUUGCAUAACCAAAAGGAGAAGCUUGAUGUUGAUGAUACUGGAAGUCAUCAGGACAAUUUCCAGAGAGUCCAGCACAGAAUGAACAUGACAAAGAGUCCACUCAGAAAUAGGUUUUAGUUACAACUGUCGCUGCUGUUCUUUGCGUCUCCAUCUGAGGAUUUUAUUAAAUUAAAUUGUUUUAAUAUGGAAUUUAUGCUUAGCUUUGGCGUUUGAACAAAUAAAGUAUUUUAUACUCCUGCCAUUUACGUGACCUUCCUCAUCUUACUUUGGAAAAAUGUUCAACUUGGACCAAAAGAGAAAGACAUUGUCACAAUUCUCUAAAACACUUGACAAUCACAUUUAAACAUGUUGCCUAUAAUUCCUGAAAAGCUGUGCAUCGGAGGUUCAGCCGUCUCUGAUGUCUUCUUCGUAUUCCAGGGAAUCUGCUGCAGGAAAACAUUUCGCUGCACAGAGAGGAUAAACCUUCGGAUGAUUUCCUCCUGAGAGCUGCUCUCAUGUGGCCAAUUACUCCAGUUUAUCCAACACAGUAACACUGAGGUCUCAACACUUUGCACUGCAGACAUUUUACAGCCCAACAGAAAACUAUCCGGCUCCUUGCACCCGCUUCUUCUUUUCAAGUUUAAAUUAUUUCACAGAUUGUGGAAAUAUGCACCUUGAUUAAAUUUAAAUGAUUGUUUUAAAGGUUGCAAAAGCUCACUUUUAUUUUAUUUUAUUUUUUUUAAUAAAUGUGGAUAAAUCUUCAACUGCAAUCAUGGUUAAAUGAAAGAACACGGCAGCAGUUGGUUUUAUUUCUGGUCAGAACAAUAAUCUUCCACCACCUGACAGUAAAAGGCUGAAAAACUGCCCAGUUAGAGCAAACUGCAUCACUGGCAAUAAAAUGUUGCACUGCUCAACUCCAUUACAGACAGAAAAAUCUGGGGUUGAGGAAGCAGCUUGACCAGGAGGAUGCUUCAAAUUUGUCUCCUCGUCCCCAAACAGGACCCACUUCAAGAUUUAUCAGACGUUUGAUGAUUGCGGGCCGUUAAUGUUUAAAUGUCCCCUCAGGAUCCUGAUCUUCAUCUCACUGCUCUUCUCUUUGGUCUUUUGGAGUCAUUAAACUUUCAUCUAAUCCU
Poecilia latipinna (sailfin molly) is the source of this 4964-nucleotide messenger RNA. RefSeq names its product formin-like 1b (gene fmnl1b). The transcript is spliced from 26 exons. Bases 638 to 3697 code for a protein of 1019 amino acids. The record is from RefSeq and is a predicted model, not a curated record. Gene Ontology annotation, cellular component: cytosol; actin filament. Gene Ontology annotation, molecular function: small GTPase binding; actin filament binding; microtubule binding. NCBI's taxonomy places the organism in Eukaryota, Metazoa, Chordata, Actinopteri, Cyprinodontiformes, Poeciliidae. Gene Ontology annotation, biological process: cortical actin cytoskeleton organization; cell migration; actin nucleation.